UUUAUGUCCCAGUGCAGUUCAAUAUACGGCACAAUAUUUAAAUAGAGUUUUUAUUCAUGAGAACAAGCAAAUUAAAAAUUUUGCAACUACAUUGCAUAUGUAGUAAUCUUAUCAUUUUUCCAUUCUUGAAGUUCUUGAAUCUUUACAUUGUACACAAAUAGCUAUCAACUUUUAUUUGAAACCCUAGGAAAUAAAAAUCAAGUUACUUUAUAGGUCUGUUCAUGCACCCAAAGGUUGCUUUUUUAGAGACACUCCUACACUUUCAGUCAUUUUCAAUUCUACUGACGUCAGAGAAGUCAUAUGACACAAAAAACACUGCAGUCACACUGGCGGAGCAGCACAAGGUCCUACUUAAAGUCACCUGUCCUAAAUAGCAACUCCGUCUCAGUUUCACUUUGACACGCACACAAGUAAACAUGCAGUGUGUUCCUUAGAUAGAGAUUUGUUGAGGUUUACUUCCAUGUGGGUUUUACUUGACUUUAUGCAGGUAUGAACGGCCUUUGUAACAUUAUGGUGGCGCAAAACGUGUGGAGGCAUUCGAGCAGUAAAUGAAGACGGAUUGAAAUCCACCACCUUUUAGUUCCGUCAUGAUCAGCAGUGUUUUACCUUGAAGAGGGUGACGGCGCAGACUAAAUAACUUCCGCCACUUUUUCCAUGCUGACUUGAACCCGUCUCUGCCUGGUUUUAUCACCGAAGUGAGAAAGUCUUUACGAGGCAAUGAGCUUUUUACAAGCCUUCUUUACAAGCCUUUAGAAAUAAGGCUUGUUAGCAGAUUCUGACCUGACAGUCUUUUGUUUUAAAUGCCGUUUUAGAAAGCCUGUGUAGAUGUAGUGUAGUCCCAGUCCAGCAGGACCUAAAAUGUGCCCCAUGUUUGCCCCGUGCUAAGCUGACUCCCAUUCUUCUGCAACUGUCAUUCCUGUUACUCCUGCUCUCAAAGGUUCUGCUGUUGCUUUCAAUAUUGUGUUUGCAACACCUCAAGUCACAAAUCCAGAUUCCUUCCUACUGAGAUCAUAUAUAGUUUCUCUUUUUCCUGGUUAAUGGGCCUCAUGUAACAGGAUGGUGUUUAUAUUUAGCAGGAGGAUGUAAGCAUAUCACAGGCUUUCUAAUAAAGGCUUGUCUUGUUUCCAGAAACUCCAGAAUGGAUUAUAAAUUGCGUGUUGACAUGGAGAUGAUUCACAGACUGAAGUUUGUCCCUGAUAGUGUGUAUAGCACGCCGUAAAAAGGACAUUUCUACUUAAGUAAGACUGAGAAAACAGUGCGCUAUAAAGUGUUUUCCUAAUUUUGUUUGCACCUUUCCCAAAACAAAGAUAACUUGGCCAGGACUUUGUAAAUCCUGAUCCUUGGUUGCUCUGCACGUGUCUCGCACUGGCGAGCGAGGAUGAAGGCGCCGGGCCGCGGGCGCAGCUGAGCAUGUACGCGGCUUCAGGGAUGACGGAGUGCAAGGCUGAGGUGACGCCAUCAACCCGCAAUGGCCACCGCGUGUUCAGCUACACGCUCGAGAGUCACACAGCCGCAGCCUUCAUCAUCAUGAAUGAGCUGCGGCUUGAGAGGCAACUCUGUGAUGUCACGCUGCGAGUAAAAUACAACGACCUGGAGGCAGUGGACUUUGUGGCACAUAAGGUGGUGCUGGCAUCCUCUUCACCUGUCUUUCGUGCCAUGUUCACCAACGGCCUGAAGGAGUGCGGCAUGGAGGUGGUGCCCAUCGAGGGGAUCCACCCGCGGGUAAUGGGCCGCCUGAUAGAGUUCGCCUACACGGCAAGUAUCUCGGUCGGAGAGAAGUGUGUCAUCCAUGUGAUGAAUGGAGCCGUGAUGUAUCAGAUCGACAGCGUGGUGAAGGCCUGCUGUGAUUUCCUGGUGCAACAGCUGGACCCGAGCAACGCCAUCGGCAUCGCUAACUUCGCAGAGCAGAUUGGCUGCACCGAGCUACACCAGAAAGCCCGCGAGUACAUCUACAUGAACUUCAGUCAGGUUGCGACACAGGAGGAGUUCUUUAAUCUCUCUCCCUGUCAGCUGGUAACACUGAUCAGCCGCGAUGAGCUGAACGUACGCUGCGAGUCUGAGGUAUACCAUGCAUGCGUGGCAUGGGUGCAGUAUGAGCGUGACGAGCGGAGGCCCUUUGUGCAGGCGCUGCUACAGGCUGUGAGAUGCCACUCUCUUCCACCACACUUCCUUCAGCGCCAACUCGAGCACUUUGAGUGGGAUGCACAGAGCAAGGACUAUCUAGCACAGAUCUUUCAGGACCUCACACUGCACAAGCCUACCAAGGCAGCAGCAUGUCGCACACCUAAGGUACCGCAGCUUAUAUACACAGCGGGUGGCUAUUUCCGCCAAUCACUCUGCUUCCUCGAGGCGUUUAACCCAGCCACUUGCAUCUGGCUGCGUCUGGCGGAUCUGCAAGUGCCCCGCAGUGGCCUGGCAGCGUGCGUGAUCAGCGGGCUCUUCUAUGCUGUUGGAGGGAGGAACAAUGCACCUGAUGGCAACAUGGACUCCAACACGCUGGACUGCUACAACCCUAUGAACAACUGCUGGCUCCCAUGUGCCCCGAUGAGUGUACCCCGGAACAGAAUUGGCGUUGGGGUCAUCGAUGGAAUGAUCUAUGCAGUUGGAGGCUCACAUGGAUGCAUCCAUCAUAACAGUGUAGAGAGGUAUGACCCAGAAAGGGACUUAUGGCAACUGGUGGCCCCCAUGCUGACCCGGCGAAUAGGGGUGGGCGUGGCUGUCAUUAACCGCCUCCUCUACGCGGUGGGUGGGUUUGAUGGAACGCAUCGUCUAAGUUCAGUGGAAUGUUACAACCCCGAGAAAGACGAAUGGAGGAGCACCGCACCCAUGAACACUGUCCGCAGCGGAGCAGGUGUGUGCGCGUUGAAUAGCCACAUCUAUGUAAUGGGCGGCUAUGAUGGCACCAAUCAGCUGAACACUGUGGAGCGCUACGACGUGGAGACGGACAGCUGGACCUUCAUCUCGUCAAUGAGACACCGGCGCAGCGCGCUGGGAGUCACCACCCUCCAUGGACACAUCUACGCACUCGGAGGAUAUGAUGGUAACACCUUUUUGGACAGUGUGGAGUGCUACGACCCUGAAACCGACACGUGGACCGAGGUCACGAGGAUGACCUCCGGGCGGAGCGGGGUCGGUGUUGCAGUUACCAUGGAGCCGUGCCAAAAAGAUUGCCAGAAAGACUGUCCGAAAGAUUGUCUGAAAGAGUGUCAGAAAUUCUAGUGCCUCUUAUAUUUUCCUGCUCUUUUUCCUUUCACAUUUCUAUUCCUUACUCUUUCAGCCAGGAUGAUCAGUGAUUACAAUUCUGGUGAUUCAGCAUCAUUUAACAGUCUUCUAUAAAUGAGAGCAAACGGGUCUCUGGACAUCUACAGGGUUCACAAAAAGCGUGACAUCAGAGAGAUAGAAGUAGACCUUAAGAUGCUUCCAGAAAGGACUGGUUACUUUUAUUUUUGUUGUUGUUGCUGGAUUUUUAGCCAGACUACAGGCAUCGGGAUCAUUAAUGUGCAUCAGCGCUUGUGUCUCCUGUUUGUAUUACUGACCAGCCUUGUCUAUCUAAACCAAACUGACUAAAAUCUGAACAUUUCUCCAGAAACAGAAGUUGCAGCUCAGCAAUGUGGACCAUGGAUGUCAAAAUCUUAAAGUGCCAUUAUUGUAUCUCGAAACACAUUUCAGUAUCCGCUGUCUGUGUUGCUAAACCUGGCUUUAUAGAAGUGACAGAACGAGCACACGGACCCAGUGAGGCAGCGAACUGCAACUGUGGGUCGGUUUAGUGCAGCGGUGUCCAAUCUUAUCCACAAAUGGCCGGUGUGGGUGCAGGUUUUCAUUCCAACAAAGCUGAAGCCAAGAACAACUGAUUAAACAGGUGGAAUCAGGUCUGGCUUCUGCUUGGUUGGAAUGAAAACCUGCAACCACAUCGGCCCUUUCCGGAUAAGAUUGGACACUGCUGGUUUAGAGAAAGGUCAAAUUUACACAAUCUUCCAUUUACUCUAAAUCUAUUUGAUCGGCCAAAAACUUUUCAUGUUUCCUGAUGUUUGCUUCAUUAGUUUUGCACCAGAGUUUAAUGUUGCUAAGAAGUAAGAGAAUUAUCUCAAAUAAAUCUGAUUUUGUGGAUACUAUUCUCCACAAAUACACGACUUUAGACUUUAAUCUAGAUCUUUUGCAAUUUUGGGACCAAAAUUUUGUGGAGCCAAAAUAAUAAGAGUGCAUCGGUUUUACUCUUAACAAUUUCGCUCAAAUGUUCAGGAAAUGUCCUACAUUCGAUGAACAAAAUAUUUGGUCUCAUUUUAGUAUGUCUUGCUCAUUAUACUACAGAUAAAAUGAUGUUUAAAGAUCCUUUUAUUUUGGAAAACAAACCUGAGAUCAGGAUUCAGAACUGGCAAAAAAUAAAAAUGGUUGGUGUUUUUGGAGAGACAUUCAACAAAACAAAACAAAAAACAUACUGCGACUACAUCUGCUUGGAGGUUAUUUUAAUGAUAGUUUUUCAUACUUAUUUGCUUCAAACUGACAUCACAUAUCUUCUAUCUUGCAUUUAAAGCAGAUAUUUUCAAAAACAUCUGUUGUGUGGCGUGACAGACUACCUUCCUUUGUGAGUUUCGUAACUCCAGUACAAAACAUGAUUCAGACAUAAAACAUGUUUCAGCUGAUUGAGUACAUUUUGGGAAAUUUUUUUAAAAAGCCAUUUUCUGCUUCCAUUCCUUAUGUAAUUAUAAAGACAAACAGAUUCAGGCAUACUGAAGCAGGGGACACACUUGAUUCAACUCACAAGGUAAUUAUACAUGUUUAUUAUAGACUUCAAUUCAUUUUUUUAUUAGCCAAUUGCUCAUUUCAUGAACUUGUUCACUCAGGGUGUUUAUUUGGGUGCGAUACGCCACCUUUGUGAUUAACUAGUGAGUUGAAUACACAAGGUGUUAAUGCUGGGAACCACGGAUGCAUAACCCUGGUUUUUGUAUAACUUGAUUCAAUUUAGUGCUUUUUUCUGCUGAAGUCACUUUGUUAAUUUGUAAACCCCUUCAUGAGUGUGUGUUUUUCCAGAUAGCUUGUUUAUCUAUGUAGCGUCUCAUUUUAAAAGUGUUUCAGGGUCCAGCUUAGCCCUGAGAAAAACUGUUUCUAAAAUCCAAAAGCACAAAUGAAAGAAGACUGAUAUCUGAGAUGAAGGAUUUGGAAAGUAAUGGAAAAGAAUAUGGGUCCUGAUGUCAUUCGAUGGUGGAUGCAGCAUUAACUGGGGGAAAAAGAAAAAAAAUGUUGAUUCCUUGCCACUUGAUGCCAACGCCACUGUCAGAACAGACAUCUUGUGAGAGCAGACAGAAAAAUCAGAUUAUGUAUUUGUUACAGUAUUUUAGUCUACAUUUUCCAAGGUUUUAGCAACUUCUUGGAGUUUUGUACAGGGUCUGGAUUUCUCUUUUAUUUAUUUUGAAUUAAAUGUUUUUCCCCCUCUUCAUGCUUGAUCCUUAAGUUCUACUUUGGAACAAAGGACCGGUCCCCUUUUGUAUUCGUUGCAUACUGAGCAUGAGCCGUAUUUCGAGACGUGAUGGCGACUCGUGACUUCUCUUUUUUCUAAGUCUGUCUGUUUAAAAAAAAAAAAAAAAAAAAAAAAAAAAGGAAGUAGUUUUUGCUUUAACAGUUUAUUACUAACAUUGAGAGAUAAUUUAAAGACUGCUUUGUACAUUUUACAGCAAUCAAUGUAUUGUAAAACACCUUGUGUAUUAAAGAUCUGUUUAUUGUA
Molecule: messenger RNA, 5719 nt
Organism: Tachysurus vachellii
Lineage: Eukaryota; Metazoa; Chordata; Actinopteri; Siluriformes; Bagridae
Gene: keap1b
Product: kelch-like ECH-associated protein 1b
Exons: 7
Coding region: 1411-3219 (602 amino acids)
Molecular function (GO): protein binding
Source: RefSeq, a predicted model, not a curated record